Molecule: messenger RNA, 1332 nt
Organism: Pichia kudriavzevii
Lineage: Eukaryota; Fungi; Ascomycota; Pichiomycetes; Pichiales; Pichiaceae
Exons: 1
Coding region: 1-1332 (443 amino acids)
Source: RefSeq, a predicted model, not a curated record
AUGAUCAUUCCACAUGAAAUACAAAUUUGGUUAUACAAAAAUGGCCUAAGUUAUGUUUUUAAUGAAAGCAUACUCAAUUCGCCUCUAGUAUUCUCACCUAUUGAACAUUAUGUUUUGCAUUUCCUUGUACUUACGUUAAUUCAUGUUUUACCAAACACUAAUUACAGACUGAUUUUUGGCCUUUUAGUUUCAGUUUUACAUUUGUUCUAUUCUCCUUUCAAUUACUUACCACCGGGAUGUGAUAACCUCACAGUCCUACUUCAUUACAUCGCAAUUUUACAGCUGUUAAAUUAUACCUUGAAUUUGUUUUUUUCGGUCCCUGACAAAACAGACUAUCGCUUGGCACAGUACAAGAUCAACGAAAAAGGCGAGCUUCUCUAUGACCCAGCAAGAUAUCGGCCUUUAACCCGCCAAAAGCUACACUGGGCAUUUCAUCGAUGUUUUGGUAAUUUCAGAGGAGUGGGAUGGAAUUUUGAGGUCUCUCAAAUUAGAAGAAGACCACGAAAAGAGAAUGUGUUUAGAUUUAUUUUGCUCAAAUGUAUCCUAUACGAAUGUUUGCUCAAGUUUAUAUUCUAUGAUCUUGCAAACUUUGCCUUGAUUUUAUGUGACCUCAACAAAGAGCUUGGACCGCUUGCUUCUCCCACAAUAACUAAGAUUUACAAUCUGAUCCAUCACAAUAGUUUUGCGUUACUACUCUUAACCACUCUUUCCUCUUCGUAUUGUGUUUAUUAUGGGCUCAAUUUAGUCUACUGGCAAACAUGCGUCUUUUCGUUAUUCUUUGGGCUAUCCAAUGUUGAAGACUGGCCGGACCAAUUCAUGAUAGGAGAAGGUGGUUUUACCGUUUCAAGUUUCUGGUCAUGUUGGUGGCACCAAUUGAUUUCAAGGGAUGCUUAUAUGAACUCAAAGAGAUUAUUUGGCAAAGUUCGAAAUCCUUUUUUACGGAGAUACCUUCUAUGUGUCUCUACAUUUUUUAUUGCUGGCCUAAUUCAUGCUUUUGCAUCUUCGCAGCUUAAAAGUAGAAGGAGUCCUAGUCAUCGUGUACAUGGUUCAUCGCUUAUCGAAUUUUUGUGCGAUACUCAGGGGACCUUUAUUUUAUUCCUUGGUUCAGCUCACAUUAUAGUAUUUGAAUGGCUCUUAUUCAACCAGAUGAAGAAGAGAGGACUAAACAAGCCCACUAACUUGAGGUGUCUAAAACAUACUCUGCAGCUAAUAUAUAUCGGCAGCGUUCUAGCCAUUCCAGUUUACAUGUACAUUCGUGAGCUUUAUUCAUUGGGAGUUGUCUUCCCCCAAUUUCAUCAAGAUCACCUAUCACUAUCACAAUUUAUUUAUUGA